GUUAUUUUCGGCGGAGACAAGCGACAGCCGGAAAUACGUCUGCGUUCGCAGGCUAUGCGUGGGCAGGUGAGAAACAGAACCACAAAGGUCACGUGACAUACACCCUGGUAUGAAAUUGUCUUACAUGUUUUAUUUUUGAAAGUGAAAAUGAGAAAUUGGGGGGAAAACAUUGAACUGAGAUAGUAAUAAUUAACUCCCGCAACAGUGGAAUUUCAACUCUGUUCUGCUCUGCUUUCUGCUCUGUUUACGUAAGGGCUGGUGUGGAUUUUACUCUGUCCGCUGAUUGGCUGUAACGACUUUGGUCUGUAAUAAUUUAUGCAGUCUUAAGGAAAUUAAUUCUUCGAUAUCUCGAAAUUAACUGUGACUUCUCGGUUUCUGUGCGUUUAAAUUUUGAUUUGAAUAGGCGAAAUUAGGGAAAGAAAUUGCGUUGUCACCAAGUGUAGUUAUCAAACUAAGGCCUGUUUGGAAAAAGAAACGAAUACCUGGUCUUACUGAAGGCGGAGGAAACAGAUUUGUGAAAAAUCAAAGCCGAAUAUGUAAUGAGGGAUAAUUCAUGAAUCAUGGCGGAUUGGGUUGAAUUUUUCGCGAGACAAACACCUCCUGGAAACUUGAAAGAAGUCAGAGCUACUGUUAGUGAAUUUGCAGGAACUCAACGGGCAGCUGGAAGAGACAUUGUCUUUGUGACGUCUGGAGGCACCCGUGUUCCACUGGAGGAAAAUGCUGUUCGUUUCAUUGACAAUUUCAGCAUUGGAACAAGAGGAUCUGCUUCAGCUGAAUAUUUUCUUCAGCAGGGCUAUGCAGUGAUAUUUCUACACAGGCAAGGGUCUUUAUGUCCCUUCACUCGCCAUGUUCCUUCUCAAGAUGUUAUGGAACUGUUGCAAGUCAAGAACUUGCCUGAUGGAUCAAGCCAGAUUGAAGUUAACCCUUGUAAAGUACCAAAACUAACACAAGUACUCAAGAUGCAUAGGCAGGUACAACUUGCUGGGACAUUACUUAUGAUUGAGUUUAGUACUCUGACUGAGUACUUGUUCCUUCUGAGGGGUGUGGCAGAGUCUCUUGCACCUCAUGGACCCACAGUCAUGUUGUACUUGGCAGCUGCUGUCUCUGAUUUCUACAUUCCUCCUCAAGAUUUGCCGAAACACAAAAUUCAAUCAAAUGCUCCACUGCAGCUUCACUUGGUACAGUGCCCCAAAAUGAUGGCUCCUUUAGUGAAAGAAUGGAUACCACAAGCAUUUACUGUUUCAUUUAAGUUGGAGACAGAUAUGAACAUAAUCUCCAAGAAAGCAAGACAAGCUUUAGCCAAGUACUCACAUCAGGUAGUGGUAUCCAACAUCCUACAAACUCGUAAGAAGACUGUUGUUAUGAUCACACCAUCUCAAGAGACAGCCAUAUGGAUGUCAGAUUCCGAGCUGGAGGCUGGGCGUGAAAUUGAGGAAAAGAUUGUUGCUGAUCUUAAAAAAAUGCAUCAACAGUUUAUAGCUACCUCAGUGAUGCAAGGAAACACAAGGUCUGUCAUUGUUUCGGAUCAACUUUGUCAAAAUACCAACCAGAUUCAGUCCAGUGUUCAAAUGGGGCACUUUAUUACCAGCCAGAUACAAGCUCUUCCAGCUUCUCAAACUGGAGAGGGUGUCAUUUCAGGGUUCUCCACUUACACCAUUCCAGCUGCUUCACUUGGCCUCCCUCCAUCAGUAGUGCCACAUAUCCAGGUGGGAAAGAGUGAUGAGCCAUCUCCAUCACAAGAGAUGAGCCAAAGCACUGUGUCAGAGAGCUCAGAGUCCCCAAAUUCUUCUGCACAGAUUUUUGGCACCUUGUCAGAUACUUGUUUAACAACAGAUAUGAAAGCUUUCAUCGAGUCCUUCAGAGCAAGACGGAUUGCUCUGGGAUACACCCAGGAAGAUGUGGGUAAUGAGCUGUCACACAGCAAUGGACAUUCCUCUUACAGCCAGUCAUUUAUAUCUCGAUUUGAGUCAAAAAAUCUUGGGCUUAAGGCAGCAGAGAAAAUGAAGCCAGUUUUGCAAGCAUGGAUUGAACAGAAAGAACAAGAGUGCGCCAAAGGAUUACGAAUGUGCAAAAAACGUAAAAGAAGAACUUCCUUCUCAAAUGAAACUCUUCAGUAUUUAAUUCACACUUUUGAGCAGAAUCCAAAGCCUACCACUGCAGAAAUUAAUGAACUUUCUACAAAAUUAGGACUUGAACCCGUCACUGUGAGAGUUUGGUUCUGUAACCGAAAACAAAUGAUGAAACGAAUGGCAUCUGGAAAGAGCCGCCAAAACAUCUCAUUAAAGGCAGAACUUGAUGCCAAGAAACAGGAGGAUCCAAGUGAAGAAAAAGAGCCAGCUAAGCUGGAUUUUACCAACAUGCCAGUUGGUCAGUUCUCAUUCACAGAAGAUCGUGUGAAAGCCCUUGUUUGUUUAACAUCAGAGGGAAGUCCAGUGAAAAGUUCACGCCCUGCAGUAGCCACUGCUGCUGUAAGCUUUGCCCAGGUGCAUGAUGAUAGCAUUGUUCACUCAGUCCCUCAAGGUCAAAACAGGCCACAAGAAAACACACAGCUUGUUGAGCCUGGAUUGAUGAGAAAUGGAGUAGCUACUUAUGAGGCAGUAUCCAAUGUACCAUUGACUGAAUCACAGAGUUGAAUAAGAGGCUCAAUAUACGCUUGAAUCUCAACAGAGUGGAACCUGUGCAUGGAGCUGCUCUAUUCAUUGUUGAAAAUGCUGCUGGAUAACAAAUUUUCCACUGUCUUUGAUUCAUAACAAAUAUGUCACCUAAAGUUUUACAUGCCUGUUUAUGCAUCUGUAGUUAAUAAAUCAACUGAGCAAUUUAACCUGUUUGGUACAAAAGCUCAACCAAAGUUUAAAAAAAUCAUACUCCAACCUUGUUCUCAGGGUUUAUUCUCCUAAGGUGAUCGGUGACACUUGUUGUGAAUCUUAUAAGAGCAAGAAAAUUCAAGUACUACUCUUUCCAGUAGGCCAGAACAUCCAUGAUUUGUUUGCCUCACUACAAGACUGCAAUCGCAUGUCAAACAUGUUAUUAUGCUUAAUACAGUGCAAUUGACACAGUGUGUUUGACUUGCGCUUGUGUUAGACAGUACAUUAGUCUGUUCAACCUAAUGUAAGUAUCUCUAAUCACAUCGAAAGUCAAGCUGUCAUGAAUUUUUAUAUGUGAAAGACUUGUGGUCUUGUCACUGGAAACAACUUAGAUAUAGCAGAUGCAAUGGUCUACCGGAAGCAUAGUGCAAUAAGUCAAAAGACCACUUCUGUGUUGCCUUUUGUCUCUGUUUUAAUUGGAUCCUAGUGCAAGACCUUUUUUGUAAAAUGUUAAUUUAAGAUUUUGCACCUGAACUCCCUUUGAAACAGAGGCAAAGGGAAACUUGACAAUGGCCUCUAUUUUUCAUUGAGGAUAUACAGUGGAAUACAGAUUUAUCAAAUCCUUGAUUUUUUUAAUCUCCUGAUAAUGCGAACCCAAAGUAAUUUCCCUCCCCUCAAACAAUGUAAUAUGACCCUAGAUUUCUCAAGCUACUCAAUCUUUCAAUCCAAUUUUCGUUUCCCAUGGAGGUUCAAAAAAUCAGGAUUCCACUGUAUCUUCAAAGUUGAAAAGUAAGGGGUUCAUAAGUUCCCUUCAAGAGUUCAACCAGACGUGAGUGGUUUAAGGUAUAUUAAUUUUGCUAACAUUGUAAUAGAUACCAAUAGAUAGAUAUGAAACGAAAAACGAGAACUGCAAUAAUGGUCCCGGAAACAUAGCCGUUUUAGAUCUUGUAAAGAUAAUUUUUAGACUAACAUGGUCUGAACUCUAAAGAGUUCCUAAGCUUAUAAGGUGUAGUGUAUUCAUUGUUAUUGCAGACAGCAUUCAUUUGCCCCCGUAAAAUACGUUUGCAACAGUAAUUAUAAUUUCUACAGCCCAAUUCCUUGAGAGGAAAAGUACAAAAUUAUACAGCAGCAGCAGCAGACUUUGGCAGCUCAACAUUAGCAUAAACUGCCUCACAGCCAUGCUUUGAUAGCACAGCUGACAAAUCAGAGACAUUGUACUGGCUACAAAAAGUAAUUGGAAUUAUUUGUAUUUGAAACUAAUACAAAUUGUAGUUGAAAUCUGAACAGAAAGAUAAAGAUAAGUGCUGGAAGCUUAUUUUGAUGUUGCCUUAACAGUAGCCUGGGUAUAUUAUAAAACAAAAACUUGUGUGACUUAUUUUUUAAACUCUGAUCUGUUUGUUACAGUUAGUUGCAUAUUUUCUGGAUGAGAUUUGCUCACUAAGGUUUUAGUUAAAGCAACAAUAUCUUCAUAUUGAAAUUCUAUGUCCUUGCCAAGUAAUUCAUAAAACAGGGACAGCCGAGACUACAAGUAUUCUAAGCAAAGAUUAUAAAUAUGAAUCUUUAUUAGCCUUUUUAGGCAAAUAUUUACCAUACAAGGUAAAUUUUUACAGCUCUACAUUGCUAAUAGCUGAUUGUUUGAAGUACAUUGGUGUCUCGUCCAUUUGCCUUCUUAGGCCAAUACUGGUGUAAUUUGCUUGACAAUGCAUGGUUUUGCAACUGGCUAGAAGAGCUUACCGUGAAAUAAAGCUUUUUAACUCAGCUGAUCCAAAAUUAUCUCAAGUUAUUCUUUUUGUUUAUCAGAGAUGUUUGAAAUUUGUUUAAGUAGCUAUCUGUAUCUUAAGGCGAAGCAUAAAAUAAAACGGUUGGGUGAUGUAUC
This is a messenger RNA of Orbicella faveolata, 4680 nucleotides long. RefSeq lists its product as uncharacterized. Gene Ontology annotation, biological process: regulation of transcription by RNA polymerase II. Lineage: Eukaryota; Metazoa; Cnidaria; Anthozoa; Scleractinia; Merulinidae. Gene Ontology annotation, molecular function: DNA-binding transcription factor activity, RNA polymerase II-specific; RNA polymerase II cis-regulatory region sequence-specific DNA binding. The record is from RefSeq and is a predicted model, not a curated record.